GCAUACAGCUCCGUGAGCACGACAGAGACCACAGAGGAGCUGGCAGAGGAGAACCCAGCUGUUGCUGUGAGACUGCCGGUGGCAGCCAGAGAGAAAGAACCUGCUAGCACGCAUCCUGCUGCUCCCCACCAGCUGCAGCGCAGCCUCCUCUGCAAUUUCCUCCCUUUAGCCCAAGGCAGACCCUGCGGCUAAGCUAACUCUGAUUAAAAAAAAAAAAAAAAGGCUAAAAGAAAAAGAGCCCUCGCCCCUCUACUCCCCUCGAUCUCAGGCCCCGCCGCCCGGGUGGCAGCAGCGCGCGCCAGCACGCGGAGCGCUGAGCCGCGGCACCGGCUGGGUGGCGCGCGCCGACGGAGCCGCGGGAGGUGAGGGGCCGCGUCCCCGCGUGGUGGGCACCGCGCCCUGCCCUCUGCCGCCGCCGCCGCCGCCGCAGCUGCACCCGAGGCACCAUGACCGCUCUGAGCACUAGGGUUACAGACUGCCGUUUUGGACUUGCUCCCCAGAGCUAACUGCAGCAUGCUCAAAAGGAAGCAGAGCUCCAGGGUGGAGGCCCAGCCAGUCACUGACUUUGGUCCUGAUGAAUCUCUGUCGGACAGCGCUGACAUACUCUGGAUUAACAAGCCAUGGGUUCACUCUUUGCUGCGUAUCUGUGCCAUCAUCAGUGUCAUUUCUGUCUGUAUGAACACACCCAUGACGUUCGAGCACUACCCUCCUCUCCAGUAUGUGACCUUUACUUUGGACACUUUACUGAUGUUUCUCUACACGGCAGAGAUGAUAGCAAAAAUGCACAUCCGGGGGAUUGUCAAGGGAGAUAGUUCCUAUGUGAAAGAUCGCUGGUGUGUUUUUGAUGGAUUUAUGGUCUUUUGCCUUUGGGUUUCAUUGGUGUUGCAGGUAUUUGAAAUUGCUGAUAUCGUUGAUCAGAUGUCACCUUGGGGCAUGUUGCGGAUCCCAAGGCCACUAAUUAUGAUCCGAGCAUUCCGAAUUUAUUUCCGAUUUGAACUUCCAAGGACCAGAAUUACAAAUAUUUUAAAGCGAUCAGGAGAACAAAUAUGGAGUGUUUCAAUUUUCCUACUUUUCUUUCUACUUCUUUAUGGAAUUUUAGGAGUACAGAUGUUUGGAACAUUUACCUAUCACUGUGUAGUAAAUGAUACGAAGCCAGGAAAUGUAACCUGGAAUAGUUUAGCUAUCCCAGAUACACACUGCUCACCAGAGCUGGAAGAAGGCUACCAGUGCCCACCGGGAUUUAAAUGCAUGGACCUCGAAGAUCUGGGACUUAGCAGGCAAGAGCUGGGAUACAGUGGCUUUAAUGAGAUAGGCACCAGCAUAUUCACAGUGUACGAGGCUGCCUCACAGGAAGGCUGGGUGUUUCUCAUGUACAGAGCAAUCGACAGCUUUCCUCGCUGGCGUUCCUACUUCUAUUUCAUCACUCUCAUAUUCUUCCUUGCCUGGCUUGUUAAGAAUGUGUUUAUCGCUGUCAUCAUUGAAACAUUUGCAGAAAUCAGGGUACAGUUUCAACAAAUGUGGGGAUCGAGAAGCAGUACUACUUCCACAGCCACUACACAGAUGUUUCACGAAGAUGCUGCUGGUGGAUGGCAGCUGGUAGCUGUGGAUGUCAACAAGCCCCAGGGACGCGCCCCAGCCUGCCUCCAGCAAAUGAUGCGGUCAUCAGUUUUCCACAUGUUCAUCCUGAGCAUGGUGACGGUGGAUGUGAUAGUAGCUGCCAGCAACUAUCACAAAGGAGACAGCUUCCGAAGGCAAUACGACGAGUUCUAUCUUGCAGAGGUGGCUUUCACAGUACUUUUUGAUUUGGAAGCACUUCUGAAGAUAUGGUGUUUGGGAUUUACUGGAUACAUUAGCUCAUCGCUCCACAAGUUUGAGCUACUCCUCGUAAUUGGAACUACUCUUCAUGUAUAUCCAGAUCUUUAUCAUUCUCAAUUCACAUACUUUCAGGUUCUUCGGGUAGUUCGUCUUAUUAAGAUUUCUCCUGCUUUAGAAGACUUUGUGUACAAGAUAUUUGGUCCUGGAAAAAAGCUUGGGAGCUUGGUUGUAUUUACUGCCAGCCUCUUGAUUGUUAUGUCAGCAAUUAGUUUGCAGAUGUUCUGCUUUGUCGAAGAACUGGACAGAUUUACAACAUUUCCAAGGGCAUUCAUGUCCAUGUUCCAGAUCCUCACCCAGGAAGGAUGGGUAGACGUAAUGGACCAAACUCUAAAUGCUGUGGGACACAUGUGGGCGCCUGUGGUCGCCAUCUAUUUCAUUCUAUACCAUCUCUUUGCCACUCUGAUCCUCCUGAGUUUGUUUGUUGCUGUUAUUUUGGACAACUUAGAACUUGAUGAAGAUCUAAAGAAGCUUAAACAAUUAAAGCAAAGUGAAGCCAACGCAGACACCAAAGAAAAGCUCCCUUUGCGCCUUCGAAUCUUUGAAAAAUUUCCCAACAGACCGCAAAUGGUGAAAAUCUCAAAGCUUCCUUCAGAUUUUACAGUUCCUAAAAUCAGGGAAAGUUUUAUGAAGCAGUUUAUCGAUCGCCAGCAACAGGACACUUGCUGCCUCUUAAGAAGCCUUCCAUCGGCCUCUUCCUCAUCGUGUGAUCACCCCAAACGGUCUGCAAUUGAAGACAAUAAAUACAUUGACCAAAAACUUCGCAAGUCUGUUUUCAGCAUCAGAGCAAGGAAUCUUCUAGAAAAGGAGACCGCAGUCACUAAAAUCUUAAGAGCUUGCACUCGACAGCGCAUGCUGAGUGGAUCAUUUGAGGGGCAGCCGGCAAAGGAAAGGUCAAUUCUCAGUGUACAGCAUCACAUCCGCCAAGAGCGCAGAUCACUAAGACAUGGAUCAAACAGCCAGAGGAUCAGCAGAGGGAAAUCUCUUGAAACUCUGACUCAAGAUCACUCGAAUACGGUGAGAUAUAGAAAUGCACAAAGAGAAGACAGUGAAAUAAAGAUGAUCCAGGAAAAAAAGGAGCAAGCCGAAAUGAAAAGGAAAGUGCAAGAAGAGGAACUGCGAGAGAAUCAUCCAUACUUCGAUAAGCCCCUGUUCAUCGUUGGACGUGAGCACAGGUUCAGAAACUUCUGCCGGGUGGUGGUCCGGGCACGCUUCAAUGCAUCUAAAACAGAUCCUGUCACAGGAGCUGUGAAAAAUACAAAGUACCAUCAACUUUAUGAUUUGCUGGGACUGGUGACUUACCUGGACUGGGUCAUGAUCAUCGUAACCAUCUGCUCCUGCAUUUCCAUGAUGUUUGAAUCCCCCUUUCGAAGAGUCAUGCAUGCACCUACUCUGCAGAUUGCUGAGUAUGUAUUUGUGAUAUUCAUGAGCAUUGAGCUUAAUCUGAAGAUUAUGGCAGAUGGCCUAUUUUUUACUCCAACUGCUGUCAUCAGGGACUUUGGUGGAGUAAUGGACAUAUUUAUAUAUCUUGUGAGCUUGAUAUUUCUUUGUUGGAUGCCUCAAAAUGUGCCUGCUGAAUCGGGAGCUCAGCUCCUGAUGGUUCUUCGGUGCCUGAGACCUCUACGGAUAUUCAAACUGGUGCCUCAGAUGAGGAAAGUUGUUCGAGAACUUUUCAGUGGCUUCAAGGAAAUUUUUUUGGUCUCCAUCCUUUUGCUGACAUUAAUGCUUGUUUUUGCAAGCUUUGGAGUUCAGCUUUUUGCUGGGAAACUGGCAAAGUGCAAUGAUCCCAACAUUAUUAGGAGGGAAGAUUGCAAUGGCAUAUUCAGGAUUAAUGUAAGUGUGUCCAAGAACUUAAAUUUAAAAUUAAGACCUGGAGAGAAAAAACCUGGAUUUUGGGUGCCCCGUGUUUGGGCGAAUCCGAGGAACUUUAAUUUCGACAAUGUGGGAAACGCUAUGCUGGCAUUGUUUGAAGUUCUCUCCUUGAAAGGCUGGGUGGAAGUGAGGGAUGUUAUUAUUCAUCGUGUGGGGCCGAUGCAUGGAAUCUAUAUUCAUGUUUUUGUGUUCCUGGGUUGCAUGAUUGGACUGACCCUUUUCGUGGGAGUAGUUAUUGCUAAUUUCAAUGAAAACAAGGGGACGGCUCUGCUGACUGUAGAUCAGAGAAGAUGGGAAGAUCUGAAGAGCCGACUGAAGAUAGCACAGCCUCUUCAUCUCCCACCUCGCCCGGAUAAUGAUGGUUUUAGAGCCAAGAUGUAUGACAUAACCCAGCAUCCAUUUUUUAAGAGGACAAUUGCAUUACUUGUCCUGGCCCAGUCAGUGCUGCUGUCUGUCAAGUGGGACGUCGAGGACCCAGUGACUGUUCCUUUGGCAACAAUGUCGGUGGUUUUCACCUUCAUCUUCGUUCUAGAGGUUACAAUGAAGAUUAUUGCAAUGUCACCUGCUGGCUUCUGGCAAAGCCGAAGAAAUCGAUAUGAUCUGCUGGUGACGUCACUUGGCGUUAUCUGGGUGGUACUUCACUUUGCCCUCCUGAAUGCAUAUACCUACAUGAUGGGCGCAUGUGUGAUUGUCUUUAGGUUUUUCUCCAUCUGUGGAAAGCAUGUAACACUAAAGAUGCUCCUCCUGACGGUGGUUGUCAGCAUGUAUAAAAGCUUCUUUAUCAUCGUAGGAAUGUUCCUAUUGCUGCUGUGUUAUGCUUUUGCUGGAGUUGUUUUAUUUGGUACUGUGAAAUAUGGAGAGAACAUUAACAGGCAUGCAAACUUUUCUUCAGCUGGCAAAGCUAUUACUGUACUGUUUCGAAUUGUUACCGGUGAAGACUGGAACAAGAUUAUGCAUGACUGUAUGGUCCAGCCACCCUUUUGUACUCCAGAUGAAUUUACAUACUGGGCAACAGACUGUGGAAAUUAUGCCGGGGCACUUAUGUAUUUCUGUUCAUUUUAUGUCAUCAUUGCCUACAUCAUGCUAAAUCUACUUGUAGCCAUAAUUGUGGAAAAUUUCUCCUUGUUUUAUUCCACUGAGGAGGACCAGCUUUUAAGUUACAACGAUCUUCGCCACUUUCAAAUCAUAUGGAAUAUGGUGGACGAUAAACGAGAGGGGGUGAUUCCAACCUUCCGCGUGAAGUUCCUGCUGCGGCUGCUGCGGGGAAGGCUGGAGGUGGACCUGGACAAAGACAAACUUCUGUUUAAGCACAUGUGCUAUGAGAUGGAGCGGCUGCACAAUGGUGGCGAUGUCACGUUCCACGAUGUCCUAAGCAUGCUGUCCUACCGGUCAGUUGAUAUCCGAAAGAGCCUGCAGUUGGAGGAGCUGCUUGCAAGGGAGCAGCUGGAAUACACCAUCGAGGAGGAAGUGGCCAAGCAGACCAUCCGCAUGUGGCUGAAAAAGUGCUUAAAGCGCAUCAGAGCUAAACAGCAGCAGUCAUGCAGCAUCAUCCACAGCCUGAGAGAGAGCCAACAGCAGGAGCUGAGCCGGUUCCUGAACCCCCCGAGUAUCGAGACCACCCAGCCCAGUGAAGACAUGAACGCUAACAGUCAGGAUAAUAAUACGCAACCUGAGAGAAUUAACAUCACUCUCUCACCGAAACCAAUAAGCCACUCAGUGUCUUCAGUCAACUUACGGUUUGGAGGGCGAACGACAGUGAAAUCUGUAGUGUGCAAGAUGAACCCCAUGACUGACGCAGCUUCCUGUGGCUCUGAAGUCAAGAAGUGGUGGACCCGGCAGCUGACCGUGGAGAGCGAUGAAAGUGGAGAUGACCUUCUGGAUAUUUAAGUGGAAAUCGACGCAGAUGGCAGUGAAGACUGUUUUCUAAUAAUUUCCUCCGUUGUCCAGUGAGCAUUCCAUAAUUUAUACAUAAUUUUAUUCCAGCUCGUCAUAGCAUUUUUUAAGUUGAUUUUUGUCCUGCCAUAGGAAGACAUAAAAACUGGUCUGUCAAAGCUGUAUAUAUCAUGGGUCAUCACUGUGUAUGUGUUCAAGAAAACGUGAAUAAUGGCACUAUUGGUAAUAUUAGAAACUAUACCAACCCCAGAUGUAGAUCAUUCAAAAAUUCCAUAUAUUCUAUCCGUGUAAACAAAGGUGUAUAUUUUUGUGUGCUCUUAUGUAUUAUCACUAUCCCUGAAAGAGUGCUAAGCCCCAAAGUGGCAAAUAUUUAUAGUACAGGAGCUAUAGCUAGCUUUAGUUCACGUUUUUCCCACUUCUACUAGAAAUACUUCUCUUGGGAGAAUUUAUUAUUUACGAUUGAUCUGAAAAGGUCAGCGCUGAGCUUAUGCUAAAAUGACAGUAGUUUUACAAACUACACAUUCUGAAUUUUAAAAAGUAUGUUCUUUUUCUCCUAUUAUUUUUUAAAAUAUACACACGGUAUUUAGAGAUAAGAAGAAGUUAGUUUCUGUCCUCAGUCACUAAUGAAAUUGUGACCUGCUUCCAAGAGAAUUGUAUGUGCAGGUACCUGGCAAAGAAAUUGACCCAAGGAGCUAACUAACUGGUUUAAAACAAACCUGUACGUAGAUCAAUCGAGAGACAUAGUUACGUGAAGAUGUUGUUUCUUAGCAUUUUAAUAACUGAGUUUAGCAAACAGAGUAAAACUACACCAUUCAGCUUAUUUAAAAAACCUUUCAUGUGUGUUGCUAUCAUUGGCUUUUUUUAUUUUUAUUUUUUUUACUAAAAAUAUGUCCAUUUUUUCAUAAAUCAACAAAGACACUAUGAGUUGAUCCUAACACACCAUCACUGUGUUCAAUUGCAAAUGACUCCCCUGCUACCAGAACCUCCUGUGGAAAUAAUGGUACUGUGCAAACUCUUACACUGAAUUCACAGUUUAGGUAUCCCACAAAUCCUCAGGAAAAAUUAAAAUGAGAAGUGCUUACAAAGUACCAUUGGGACUCUUUAGCUGGGUCAACCAAGUAGAAGUGCAUCUGGCUCUUUAACUACAUUGUUCUUGAUUGACAGUUUGCUGUUUAGAUUGUUUCUUUUAAUGGAGUGAUUAUCUCAGAAUCCUCUGACCUUGUCGCCUGGUUGCUUUAUGAUCUAUUUUUUCUCUAUUUAACAUUCUUUAAAAUAGGCAAAUAUCACAUUCUGUCUGUAUAACAAAUGUGAUAUGGUGGCAGCCGUCUAUCAUGUAUAUAAUUAAUUGUGACUAUAGAUCAUGAGCAAUUAGUCAGUGCAGCUGAAAGAAUUUUAUUUGGUUUUAUGUUCGUUUAAAGUUUACUUUUUGUACAUAAUAAAAUAAAAUAAAUACUGGAUUUG
This is a messenger RNA of Hipposideros armiger (great roundleaf bat), 7098 nucleotides long. It is a transcript of the gene NALCN, whose product is annotated as sodium leak channel, non-selective. Bases 514 to 5631 code for a protein of 1705 amino acids. NCBI's taxonomy places the organism in Eukaryota, Metazoa, Chordata, Mammalia, Chiroptera, Hipposideridae. Gene Ontology annotation, molecular function: monoatomic cation channel activity. Gene Ontology annotation, cellular component: plasma membrane. The transcript is spliced from 44 exons. The record is from RefSeq and is a predicted model, not a curated record. Gene Ontology annotation, biological process: transmembrane transport; positive regulation of synaptic transmission, cholinergic; monoatomic ion transport.